AUGGAUCCCUUUGUAGAAGUGAUAACAGCUGCAGUGUUCACCAUGAAAUCCUUCCGAAAACACGACCUGAAACCCAAUACCAUCGCCAUUCUUCCACCUCAAGGCUACCAACCCAAGAGAAACUAUUCCCAGGCCUGUAUGCACUGGCUCCAAUAUCUGAUGGAAACGGACCCCCAUCUGCACCUCCAGCAUGCCAGGAAUGGAGGUGAAAAAGAGUUCACGUGUGGACAGGGCCAACAUCGGUACAGCGUGGAUGGCUACGAUCCAGCGACAGGCACCAUCUACGAAUUCCUGGGCUGUUUCUGGCAUGGGUGCCAGGCCUGUCACAAGACCCAACGUGGAGAACCACAUCCCGUCCUGGGCACGUCGUUGGGAGCCCGUUACACGGACACCCACUACCGCUUGAGUCACUUGAGUCAACACCCUGAGGUGAAACGGAUCGUCACCCUGUGGGAGCACGAGUUUACGAAAAUGCAACGGGAGGACUCCGCUCUGCGUGCUUUCUUGCAGGGACCCCACUGUAUUCACGUCCCUGGGCCGCUCAACCCUCGCGACGCCUUCUAUGGAGGACGCACCAAUGCCACGCGAUUAUGCUACAAAGCCCAAGAAGGUGAAACCAUCAAGUACAUCGAUGUUUGUUCCCUUUAUCCAUACAUUUGUAAGACCGGAGCGUUUCCCACGGGACACUCGACCCUUCUCCAUCAACCCCCUGUGGACACGUUGUUUGAACUGAAAGGCCUGAUCGAAUGCCGUGUCCUACCCACGAAACGACUCUACCAUCCGCUACUGCCUCCUGCUUUGUCCUUCGUGCCGUUCGUGUGCCGAUACCCGGUCAGACUCCCCUGCGAGCACACGGACGAAGAGAGGUCAUGGGUGGGGACGUACGCCACCGUAGAACUCCAGGAAGCCGUGAAGAAGUAUGACUACCAGGUGCUUCAGAUCUACGACGUUUGGCAUUUUGACACCUUUGCACAGCAUGAUCCCGACACCCAGCAAGUGGGACUCUUUGACACUUACAUCGAACGACAUUUCAAGGAGAAGCUCGAAGCCAGCGGAUACCCCGAAGGAUGUAUGGAUCACGACGCUUACAUCCAGGAGAUCUACGACAAAGAAGGUAUUGGGUUGGACAAGGACCGCAUCGAAAAAAAUCCAGGACGUCGCACGAUUGCCAAGAUGCAACUGAAUUCCCUCUAG
Molecule: messenger RNA, 1194 nt
Organism: Haliotis rufescens (red abalone)
Lineage: Eukaryota; Metazoa; Mollusca; Gastropoda; Lepetellida; Haliotidae
Exons: 1
Coding region: 1-1194 (397 amino acids)
Biological process (GO): DNA replication
Molecular function (GO): nucleotide binding; DNA-directed DNA polymerase activity; DNA binding
Source: RefSeq, a predicted model, not a curated record